GGCUCUGUAGAACCAAUGAAAACCCAGAUUGGGAAGUAAAUAAAUUGAUAAAGAGAGAAAAACCCAUUUCAGAGGAAGCGUGAAGGGCUCAAGGCCAAAAGGCAAAAGCUUCUCCCUUAAGUUUCCCUGCUUAAAAGCUCAAACUACCAACCAUCUUUUCCUGUUCUCUCUCUCUCUCUCUCUCUCUCUCUAAACAACCAGUAAAGUAGAGAUAGUCAGCGGUGAAGAUGGAAGGAGAGGGAAGUGGAUAUAGAAUGGGACUUCUCUUGGUUUCGAUUAUUGUGGUGGUGAGUGUGAGCUUGGGAGGAGGAAGAGGGGUUUCAGCAGAAGAAGCAACAGAGAUUCAUCACGUCGUGGGUGGAGACCGUGGGUGGGAUAUUGCUACCGACAUCGCUGCUUGGUCUGCCGAUCGUGUCUUCCGUGUUGGAGAUAAAAUCUGGUUUGCUUACUCUGCAGCAGGGGAGAGCAUAGUGGAGCUGGGGAGCAGAGAAGAGUUGGAGGCGUGUGAUGUGACCAACCCAAUCCGUAUGUACACAGACGGCCUUGAUAGCAUAACCCUUGAAGGCGUUGGCUCUCGCUUCUUCGCUAGUGGCCGCCCUGAGAAUUGCAGGAAGGGUCUCAAGCUGAACGUCGAUGUAUUGCCGCAGCAACCAACCCAGAUGGAGAUGAACCCCCUUACCAUCACCAUCUCUUCUCACGAGCUUCUGGAUGCCGUCGCCGCCGGACCCACCUCUGCAGCCUUCCCACUUCCGGCGGCAGCUCCUCUGCCAUUGCUUGUGCUUGGCUUGCUCUGCUUCUUGCAUAUCUUCUAAUUUUAUUACAAGUAUAGAGGGCUUCAUUAGCUCGAGACUCACUAUGGAUAGAGAGAAGAGGGAUUCCAGAUUUGCCUUUGGCUCUUUCUCGUAAACAUUUGUUAAUGUGGGGAUUAGAGAUUUUAAGGGUGGGUUUGAUUAUGUUUUAUGUGAUAUUGGAACUUGUUUAAAUCAAAUGUUUUGAUCUUUGAUGUUUAUAUAUUCACAGCCUUAGUUAAGAUUGUUCAGAAGCAUGGACUGUUUAUCUUUGUUAAUUCUCUAAUGGAGUCAUCUUAAGAACUGAA
Macadamia integrifolia is the source of this 1096-nucleotide messenger RNA. Its product is annotated as uclacyanin 1-like. The transcript has 2 exons. Gene Ontology annotation, cellular component: plasma membrane. Gene Ontology annotation, molecular function: electron transfer activity. NCBI's taxonomy places the organism in Eukaryota, Viridiplantae, Streptophyta, Magnoliopsida, Proteales, Proteaceae. Bases 228 to 812 code for a protein of 194 amino acids. The record is from RefSeq and is a predicted model, not a curated record.